Bipolaris maydis ATCC 48331 is the source of this 1023-nucleotide messenger RNA. RefSeq lists its product as uncharacterized. Gene Ontology annotation, molecular function: protein binding. The record is from RefSeq and is a predicted model, not a curated record. NCBI's taxonomy places the organism in Eukaryota, Fungi, Ascomycota, Dothideomycetes, Pleosporales, Pleosporaceae.
AUGCCUCGCCUCGACACGCUCCCGCCCGAACUCCUCUUCCACAUCCUCUCGUACACAGACCCGCCCUACUGCCUCAGCCUCACCACGUACCCGCUCAACGCGCUCGCCGCCACAAACCGCCACCUGCACGCCAUCGUCGAGGAGUACGCGCGCAACCUGCUCCAGCGACACGCUGGCGGGGUCGAGGUACCCAAGAAUGCGCGCGUGAGCAGUUGUCGGCGCAAGUGGCUGGGCGAGCUGUGCUGGUUUUGCAAGAGGAAGAGUAGACGCAAGGCGUGUUUUGGACGGGGCAUGACGUGUUGUUUGGGGUGUGAUCGGAAGGAGUUUGCCAAGAUGACUAUGACGCAAGCGACACAACAAACACAUCUUUCCAAAUUCGACCUUUUUACUCCGUCGCCCUUACAUCCGAACUUGCCUCCGCUGGCUACGGGAUCGUAUCCCGUCAUGGGUGAUGUUGCCACGAUGAUUUCGACACCCGACGUGAUGGCGCGUAGUGCAUAUAUUCGGUCGCUGCUUGGGGAAAAGGCACAGGACGAAGCGUUUAUGCGUAGGCGGGCUGCGGCGCACACGCGCAUCAUGAAGCAUAUGAACAUGGACUAUCAUCAGGGUAAGGGAUGGCUGGCUUACAGGGAGAUGACCAAGAAGGGGCCCAAGAGUAUGCAGACAAAGGAGAGUAGAAGAAAGUACAUCGAGGAAGGAUUGAAGAAGGAGUGGGAGGCGCUUGGGGUAGAGCCCUAUGAACACGUCCUAGCGAGGGUCAAUGGGCAGUUGAUGGGGUGGGUGAGGUCUGCUGUUCCGUCCGAGGAAGAUGGUCGGGGUGAAUCGAGAGAGGCACCGAUUGAGAUUGAGUAGUUCAUUGGGAAUGGAUUGCUCGACUUUUGGUUUUCUCUAUGUGGCCAUUUUCUGCAAUCUUGGCUGGCCAGAAAACCGAAUCCAAACGUAGACAAUGGGCAAGUCAAGGCAUCAUUGUUUACCAAGAGCAGCCACGUCGCUUGUGCGCAGCCGAUGCUUAUUGAUCCCGUC